Molecule: messenger RNA, 798 nt
Organism: Phytophthora nicotianae INRA-310
Lineage: Eukaryota; Oomycota; Peronosporomycetes; Peronosporales; Peronosporaceae
Exons: 1
Coding region: 1-798 (265 amino acids)
Source: RefSeq, a predicted model, not a curated record
AUGCGUUCCUCGCUCUUCAGCGAUUUCAACGAGGCGGGCGACCAAGAAGAUCCGUUUGCCCUUGCUGAAGCUCUGGCCAAGACUGCUCAACAAGUUCAGAGCAGUGCUUCCAAGCGUAGUCGUCAUGGAAGCGACGAUGGCAGCUCCGAUAAUUCCUCUGAAAAUAAGACUCCAAUUCCAUCUGGUCAAGCUAGCAGAGCAGGGUCAGCAGUCGAUGCUGGCGAAGGAUCGGCUGCGGCUGCUUCAAGUCCAACUUCCGGUCGCCGAGGUUUCCACAUGCCAAAGGCUUGGAAAAACAAGCCGAAGUCCAAGCGUCAAAAGGCUGCUUCGCGCUCGCCGACUUUCGUUCGUUCACGCUCCAGCCAGGUUUCUCACCGCUCAACGUCUCGGCCGCCUGCGCAUUCACCUUCAGUGGCCCAUGCCAAGUCGCCCGCGAGUCGCCCGAGAUCUCGUUCGCAUUCUGUGUCAAGCCGUCCGACCGCGUCCAAGCCUCCCGCAUUUCCAGCGUCCGUUCCUGUCACUCCUCCGAAGGCUGGGCCUUCGAAGGACGACCAACCUCCGAUGGUCGUGGACUUAACGCGAGAUGAGAGUGACGAAGACAUGGAAGAGGAACCGGCUGCGGCUCCGACGAACUCCGAGGGCGCGGAGGUGACUCGCCAAGCUUCGCCGACUCCUCCAGCAACUCCCCAUCGCAGCGACGUGGCUUCUCCCUCGUCACGCGCUCCUUCGCCACCGGCUAGUGCCUCCCCACCAGCUCCAAUCUUACGAGCUCGAGAUGCUGUUACUAUUUGGAUCUGA